UCGUUGUAGCUUUUCUCUGCUGGUCAGUAGAAGCAGCGCAAAGAUCAGACUCAAUUGAUACUCUUUUCCUGAAACGGAUGUUCUGCAAUUAUAAUUAAAGAAAGCAAGCAAACCCCGAGGACAUACUUUACGCAUGCUGUCAGGAGCACCCAUAGCAGUAUGACAGAUAUGUCGCAUGAACAUCACAGUCAACAUUUGGACGCAACCAUGUCACCUCCAAUCACAGACCCUCAUGGGGACCAUGUGACGCAUCCCGGCUCAGGCGGUGGAAAUCAUGUUAUGAUGAUGCAAAUGACCUUCUUUUUUGGCUACAAAAAUGUUGAGCUGCUGUUCGCUGGAUUACUUAUCAACACACCAGGAGAGAUGGUAGGUGCCUGCAUUGGCGUUUUCUUGCUGGCUAUGUUCUACGAGGGGCUUAAAAUCAGCCGUGAGAUCCUCUUGAGAAGAAAUCAGGUGAACGUGCGUUACAACUCCAUGCCCAUCCCUGGAUCUGAUGGCACCGUACUCAUGGAGACCCACAAAACAGUUGGCCAGCGAAUGCUAAGUCUUUCACAUUUACUCCAGACGGUUCUGCACAUCAUCCAAGUUGUAGUCAGUUACUUCCUCAUGCUGGUGUUCAUGACCUACAAUGGUUACCUGUGCAUCGCCGUGGCAGCGGGCGCAGGUUUCGGCUACUUCCUGUUCAGCUGGAAGAAGGCAGUAGUGGUGGACAUUACAGAACACUGUCAUUAAUCUCUCAACAACCCCACAGAUGAUCACCGAUGUAUAAAACCUUUAAGAAAACCCACUAUUUAAUUCAAACACACAACUCUGAAUAAGAAAUAUCUGCUUAUUUUCAGUUUAUUUUAAAGUUUGGCUCUAUUUUGAUAUACUUAGUAAAAAGGCUCAUAUGUCAACCUAGUUGCCCUCAUCUCGGUCAUGUCGACUCCAACUUGAUCUACAGUUUGUUGUCAUCCAUGACCUUUAGAUACGUGUACACAGCCUAACAGUCUACCUCCACGGUCAUAGUACACUAUCUGAAUGAAAGGUCACUUCGGAUCACCCUGUUGAGUGUGUUCACAUCUGCCAUUCACAAGUUCAUGAAGGUGCUUUUGGGCCUUACUGAACCCUUUGCCUUAAAUGAAGGAACACACACAUACACACACACACACACACACACAUAAAAGGGCGACUGUAGAUUCUAAAUGCCAACCUGAGUCUGGUAAACCCAGAAAAAAGUGUCAUGAGGUUGUGAAUGGAUUAUAAUUCUUAACCAAGAGUUUCUUUAUAUGAGCAUCACAGCUGCUGGAAAUUAUUAAAAUGUCCAUAAUAAUCAAGGUCCUUUGUUUAGAUAUGAAUGCUGAAUUGAAAUCAUUGUCAUAUUUGCUGAGAGAUAGUGAGAUCUUCUGAUCUGUUGUGGGACUCUUGAGUUUACAGAGUAAGUUGAACCUUGCUCCCUUUUGGAGUGCUUUUAAGUAAAUAUAGGGGGGUCGGUUUAAAAAAUAAAUUAUAUCUGAUGCCAGUGUCCUCCGUUAGAUUUCUUUUAUAAUUUAUAUUUGAAACACGCUACUACUUAAACUACACAUUGUACUUAUCUAUGUGUUUUUCGGCUGUGUAUGUAAAUCCUUUUUUAUCUUUUAAAUGACAUAAUUGUUGUGAUCUAAAGCAAACCAUGAGCUAAUAAAAACAUCAUGGUCUCUAUUCAGUCAGUUCCCAGAUCUCAUUAUGUGGAUGUUUUUCAUGUAAUUUGUGCUCCUUCAGUUAAAGGGGUGUGCGUUUUGCAUCCGGGGACCAGUUAUCUCCAUUUUAAGUGUUCAUUUGCAUAAGGAGUGUAUUAAUUGUUUGUUAAAACAAAUGGCUAGAACCAAAUGCUUUCUUGAUGUGAAAGAAACUAAAUAACUACACUAAGAAACUAAUACAGUAUGUGACCCUGGAUCACAAAACCAGUCUUAAGUAGCAAGGGAACAUUUUUAGUAAUUUUGUACGGGUCAAAAUAAUAUUUUUCUUUUAUGCCCAAAAUCAUUAAGAUAUUAAGUAAAGAUCAUUUUCCAUGAAGAUAUUUUGUCAAUUUCCUACCCUUAUGAGUGGAUGCCCUGCUACAGUGCCUCAGAUUAACAACUUCAAUAGCAAUUUUCUCAAUAUUUUGAUUCUUUGUACCCUCAUAUUACAGCUUUAAACGGUUGUAUAUCCGCCAGCAAUCUUCUUAUCCUAACCCAUUUAUCAAUUGUAAGCUUAAUUUUCAGAUGAUGUAAAAAUAAGACUGGUUUUGUUGUCCAGGGUCACAUAUUUUAAGAAAGCCGGUUAAUUUCUUUCUUUGUAGAUGUUUAUAAUUUCCUACAGUUGUUUAGUUUUAGUUAAAAUAGAGUUGUAUUAUCUUAGAACAUCCACAUCAUGUGUUUGUACAAAUUGCCAGUUACACUCUGUAGUACUGGAGUUGCGGAUCAUAAUUUUCUCUAUUGUGGAAAAACAUGUACGCCCUGUAAUGCAGUGUUAACAUUUUCUAGACUGUUUACAGUUCUGUCAUGUCUGUAGAUGUUUCAAAAAACAAUCAUUUAGAGUAAAAGAGAAAUAAAUAUUGUAUGAUUGGAAGCAGAA
Molecule: messenger RNA, 2574 nt
Organism: Triplophysa dalaica
Lineage: Eukaryota; Metazoa; Chordata; Actinopteri; Cypriniformes; Nemacheilidae
Gene: slc31a1
Product: solute carrier family 31 member 1
Exons: 5
Coding region: 160-732 (190 amino acids)
Biological process (GO): copper ion transmembrane transport
Cellular component (GO): membrane
Molecular function (GO): copper ion transmembrane transporter activity
Source: RefSeq, a predicted model, not a curated record